Messenger RNA from Dicentrarchus labrax (European seabass), 3096 nucleotides. It is a transcript of the gene exd1, whose product is annotated as exonuclease 3'-5' domain containing 1. The transcript is spliced from 11 exons. Lineage: Eukaryota; Metazoa; Chordata; Actinopteri; Moronidae. Gene Ontology annotation, molecular function: nucleic acid binding; 3'-5' exonuclease activity. Bases 1144 to 2871 code for a protein of 575 amino acids. Gene Ontology annotation, biological process: nucleobase-containing compound metabolic process. The record is from RefSeq and is a predicted model, not a curated record.
GGUGAGAUGUGUUUCCUCUGCAUACCUGAAUGCAGUAUCUUUGAAAGAUUAUUAGGAACCAGUUCAGGCAUUGGCUCUAUGGUCAGAUGCAAAACAUGCAGCAUGGCCAAUCAGUUCUCAGUUAGUCACUGCAGCAGCUGGCAGCACGGUGACUUGUGUCUUUAGGGUAUAAGUAAAAAGGGCAGUGAACGAUCUCUUGAUAAAUGAUCAUCAAGAUCUAAUUAAACUAUAUUCAAAUUUUGUGUACCUCUCUAAGGAUGCACUGAUGGCCAACACAGGGCACUGACACUGUACACAGACAAAUUAAAUGUGUAUGCUCAUAUGCAUACACUCUGUAAGGAUGGAAAUGUAUGGCUGCUUUUAUAUAAAAGUGCCAUUAUCAGAUUGAAAAUCGUCACAUGUCUAAGGAACACACUCAAGUGGGACUAACCAUUGACAGUAGCCUAUUUAUAGGGACUAACAGCAAUUAGCUCAAUAUUGGGUUGUGAACUCCCCCUGGUGGAUAUUUGGAGUUAUGUACAGAUUACCUCAUUUGAAGACAGUGUUUACUGUACGAGCUGUGCCUGUUCCUGCUGUUGGUCCGCAAAGACCACACACCACACUAGAUAGGAAAAGUAGGACUUGAAGCAGCAUUAACCUUCUGUAAAACAAAAAUGUCUGUAAACUUUGUUUUGUAUUUGUUUACCCAAUGACAGCUGUAGAUGACCACCAAGUGUAAUUUUACCGCAUACAUUGCCGCCUGCCACAGUUUGUUUUUUAUUUCACUGGGGGCCCACCAAAGUUGGAAAUGUUAAAAUAAUGUAGUCAGACAUAGUAGCUUUUACACACAAUGAUUAAACUCAUGUGCAUUUUGCGUGGUGGAAAAUAUGUAAUAAUAUAUAUUAUGUUCUAUUAUAAUAUCAUAUCAUAAAAUCCAGCCUUUACAGUUUUAUUUGGCUAAUUCUGAUGAGAGAUAGGCAGGGACCAGGAAGUCGAAGUUGAAAUUAACAGGGUGCUUUUGAACGCAACGCUGAUUUGCCCCUCACGGUACGGCGCUCGCGCUCUGACAAUUAGCCUAGCUAGCCUAGCAAGUAAUUGCUGUGGCUAACAGAAAAGCGUUGACAGGCUGAUAUCUGUAAGCUAGCAGCUUCGUUGUCGUCAAAAAUGUUUGUGGAAGACGUCCAGUUCCUGAAUGUCCUCAAGGGAAAACGUAUCAAACUGACCCUUAAGACUUCAUCUUACCUCGGCGUCGUCCAACGUAUCAACCCCAACAAAACCUUGAUCUUGGCAGACGUUGUUAGUGGCAGUAAUGGCUGUAAAUAUCCUGGUUCAAAACUGUUCUACGGCCACGAUAUUCUGAAUGUGGAAUUUACCAAUGAGGAAAAGGCUGACAGUGGAAAUAUUCAUGACCACAGACUUGAAGAGCACUUGAAUGUGAAAAAAUUUCAGCCAUACAGGAAGACACUCACAUUGGCAGAUCAUGAGGAAGAUGACGAGGAGUAUAUCAACUUUGUGGUCAUUGAUGAGUUUCAUGAGAAGUUUGGACCUGCUGUGAUGCACAUCAAGAAGCAGCAUGUGAUUGGCGUGGGAGCUGAUGGAGUUGAGGUGUUUAAGCAUGGGAGACUGUGUUGGCUGCAGAUUGCCACUAAAAACAAGGUAUACCUAUUUGAUAUCCUGUUGCUUGGAGCCCGGGCUUUUAAGAAUGGUCUUUCCAUGAUCCUGGAAAAUAAGCACAUACUAAAGGUCAUUCAUGACUGCAGAGCCAUUUCUGGGUGUUUGAUUGCUCAGUUUGGAGUGAAGCUAACCAACGUCUUUGACACACAGGUGGCAGAUGUCAUGUGCUUCUACUCGGAGACAGGAGGUUUCCUUCCCGACAGAGUCAGCACUCUGCAGGAGGUGGUGAGUCUCCAUCUCAAGGUGCCCUCCUCCCAGCUCUUAUCCCUUCAGAUGAAGUCACAGCUCACCAAGGAAGAAAGGGAGAUGUGGCAGAAGCGGCCCUGUCCUGUACCCCUACUUAAGGUGAUGGCUCUGUCAGUGAUCCACCUUCAGCCCCUCAGGCUGGUGCUGCUGGAUACUCUUAUGACGGACUACGUGGCCGUGGUGGAUUCAUACCUCAGCAGCACCCACUACGAACCUGAUGAACUGGAACAUGUCAACAUGGAGAGUGUGUUGGACUUGCCCAGAGAGCUCAAGCAGCUGGAGCAAAUGCGUCAUGAUCGGCAGGAGUGGGCUGCCGAGCACUACCCUGUCACAGAGCAAGGUCUGCUGGCUCGCUUCAAUCCCCAAAGCCAGUCUCCACCCCAGACUUCAACUGCAGCACAGGAACAUUGCCAGACACAGGCAGAUUCCUCAGAACCUGCACCUGCCUCAACACAAGUAGACCUUCCCCCUCACAAGCCACCUAUGGGGCCUCCAAGAGACACCAUUGUCUCAUCUGUGGAUGUCCAAGCCUCUCCUGACCCAGCAGCCCAGGCUCAAGUUACAGCCGUUGUGUCAGACCUCAGGGCAGAAAUGUCAGUUAGCAGUCCCCCGUCUGUAGGUGUGGGAAGAGGGCGCACAGAGGCACCGAUUUGCACAAUGGGUAGAGGAAGGUCCUUUGGGAAAGAGCAGUCAUCUGUCCUGGCCUUACCUUCUACAGGAAGAGGCUUUCUUCUCCAGAUAACACAAGCUCAGAUCCCCAGAGAGAGCACGCCUGGUAGGAUGGAGACGGCUCCUUCGUGCUCCAACCAUCCACUUUCCCAGGCAGUGAUGCCCCAGCCCCAGCCCCAGCCUGGCCCCAGUGCUGAUGACCUGCCAAAGGACACUUCAGGCCUGAGAGGAGACAAUUUUACACCCACAACCCAGUCCCCCUUCGCUUCCCUCAGGCAGUCAUUUAGUUCUUUCAGAUAUUAAAGGAAGUGUUACAAAGCCAUAUAAGGUCAUGUCUUCCAAAUGUUUGCUGUUCCAUUCUUUGUGAUUUCCUAGUGUGACCAGUAGAUGGCAGUAAAUAUUCUGUUAUGUGCUAAGGUUUGUUUGAUACCAGGUCUUUUAUGUUGGGGAGAUAAAAGAAGAGAAAAAAUAUUUUGUAUUUUGGACAUUUCAUGCCAGUUUAGUUAAAUAUAUUUGUGAUAAAACGUA